This is a messenger RNA of Octodon degus (degu), 3325 nucleotides long. It is a transcript of the gene Ecm2, whose product is annotated as extracellular matrix protein 2. Gene Ontology annotation, cellular component: extracellular matrix. Bases 300 to 2420 code for a protein of 706 amino acids. The transcript is spliced from 10 exons. The record is from RefSeq and is a predicted model, not a curated record. Gene Ontology annotation, molecular function: collagen V binding; heparin binding; protein binding. Gene Ontology annotation, biological process: extracellular matrix organization; positive regulation of cell-substrate adhesion. NCBI's taxonomy places the organism in Eukaryota, Metazoa, Chordata, Mammalia, Rodentia, Octodontidae.
CCCACUGAUGUUUUCCACUUUUCCAGUGAUUUUUAAAAAAUAUUUCCCUUGGUAACCAUUUUCCUUGGUUAUUUUUUCUUGGCUGAUUUUCUACAAAAAGAACUAAACGGCAUUUGUCCCCAAGGAAAUCAGUUAUUUUAGAGUUUACUAAGAAGUCAACUAACAUUUUUUCAACAUUUCCUUCUGUUCUUUGUUUUUAAAGAAAGCUCUGAUUUUGUUUCAUUUUCAACUGGAGACUUAAAUGACACCAAGCAAAGUCUACUUAGUUUAGAUUUCCAGAAAUUGGCAAAACAUCAGACAUGAAAUUUGCAUUUCUGUUUUGUUUUUUUCUACUUAUCAUUUUUCAAACUGACUUUGGACAAAAUGAAGAAAUUCUUAGGAAACAAAGGAGGAAGAUGUAUCACAGAAGAUUGAGAAAAAAUUCCUCACUCAAUCAGAGGUCAAACACACAGAAUGGAAUUCAGCAAACAACGACCACUUCACCAAUUACAAGAUUUCCCAUCAUUAACUUUGAUUACAGCAUGGAGGAAAAGUUUGAAUCUUUUUUAAAUCUUCCUGGAUUAGAAUCGAGCUAUAAUGUGUUACCAGGAAAAAAGGGACACUGUUUGGUGAAGGGCAUGACCUUGUACAACAAAGCUGUAUGGUCUCCUGACCCCUGUACCACCUGCCUCUGCUCAGAUGGAAGAGUGCUUUGUGAUGAAACCAUGUGUCAACCCCAGAUGUGCCCCUACAUGGUCAUACCUGAUGGAGAAUGCUGUCCAGUCUGCAGUGAUACUGGUACACAGACGGAGCCGAAACAAAGCAUCAUGGUCUCCUAUUCCUUAGUCAAUGACAACACGUUAAAUGAUAGAACUGAAUUUUCUGGUGAUUCUUCAGAACAAACAGAACCUACCAAUGUACUUCCUAAGCAACUGCCACCUCUUCAGGUGGAAAUGGACCAAGUAUUUGGAAAAGAAGCACUUCACUCUGAGGAGGACAAGGAAGAAACUAAAGGAGACAGACAGCACAAGAAAGAGCCCUCUGGACACAGAAAUCAGGGCAAACCUCACAGUGAGGAGAGCAGAAGAGAGAGUAAGCAAAGACCUGGCAAGAGGGGGAGGCCAGCAUUUCAACAGCUACGCUGUGGAAGGGGGCAGGAGGAGGAGGAGGAGGAAGAAGACGAGGAAGAAGACAAGGAAGAAGGGGAAGAGAAUCAGGCUGUAAGAGGAGAUGUGUUCCCGCCCUGCCAGCUCCCCAUCCCUGCUCCCCCCAGUGGCAGGCCACGCCUGCCCAGCGGCUGCUCCUUGUCCUACAGGACCAUCAGCUGUGUCCAUGCUGCCCUCACCCACAUUCCACCACUGAUGGCCCCAGAGAUAACCAAUCUGGAGCUUGCAGGGAAUUCUAUCACCUCCAUCCCGGAUGAAGCAUUUAAUGGAUUACCGAAUCUGGAAAGGCUUGAUCUGAGCAAAAAUAAUAUUACUUCUUCAGCCAUAGGUCCAAAAGCCUUCAAGCUUCUGAAGAAGUUAAUGCGUCUGAAUAUGGAUGAAAAUAAUUUAGUACACAUUCCUUCAGAAUUACCAUCUACCUUAGAAGAACUCAACAUCAAUGAAAAUAAUCUUCAAGCUAUUGAUGAAGAAAGUUUUUCAGACUUAAAUCAAUUGGUCUCCUUAGAAUUGGAAGGAAACAAUCUCAGUGAAACCAACGUCGAUCCUUUAGCUUUCAAACCUUUGAAGAGCCUAUCCUACCUGCGCCUGGGAAAAAAUAAAUUUAGAAUUAUUCCACAAGGUCUUCCUGCUUCUAUUGAGGAAUUACACCUAGGAAACAACCAAAUUGAAGAAAUAACUGAAAUUUGUUUCAAUCACACAAGAAAGAUCAAUGUAAUUGUACUACGUUAUAAUAAAAUAGAAGAAAACAGAAUUGCUCCUUUAGCUUGGAUAAAUCAGGAAAACCUAGAAUCGAUUGAUCUCUCCUACAACAAGCUCUACCGUGUCCCCUCGUACCUACCCAAGUCUCUGCUGCACCUUGUGCUCGUGGGGAACCAGAUUGAACUGAUCCCAGGCUAUGUGUUUGGCCACAUGAAGCCAGGCCUGGAAUACCUGUACCUGUCAUUUAACAAACUCACUGAGGAUGGUGUGGACCAAGUUUCAUUCUAUGGAGCAUAUCAUUCCCUGAGAGAGUUAUUUCUGGAUCACAAUGCCUUAAAAUGUAUACCGCCAGGGAUACAGGAAAUGAAAGCACUACAUUUUCUGAGGCUGAACAACAAUAAGAUUCGGAAUAUUCUUCCAGAACAAAUCUGUAAUGAUGAAGAGGAUGAUGACUCAUCUUUGGAACAUCUUCAUCUUGAAAAUAAUUACAUUAGAACAAGAGAAAUAUCACCCUAUGCAUUUUCAUGCAUAAGGUCAUACUCAAGUAUUGUUCUUAAACCACAAAACAUCAAAUAACCCUCAAGUUUUCUUCUGCAUUUAGGUUUACUUAUGUAGUUGUAGUAGAAUUUGUCAUUAAUGGGAAACAUAACCUUCAUGUUAUACUCAGCAUCAUUAUGCUAGUCCAUUUGGCUUGCCAGCCCACAAAUGAGUAAGCAAAGGUAUAUAUAAAAAGUAGUCUUCUAGGAGUUUCAGUUAAAGUCAGAAACAGUGUCCCACAUCUAGAAAGAAACUAUUUAAGACAGGAAAUCAGACCAAAUAAACAGGUCCUUGACAAUUCAUUUGACAUGUGCUAUUAACUAAGAGUUCUUCAAGUACCACUAAAAAUUAUGUAUAUUAUAGUUCAAGACCAAAAGUAUAUAGGCAGGAAAAUAAAUCAGGUAAAAUUUAUGAAUUACUGCUGUUUAUUAUUAUGUUAAAACAGUCAUUUAUUAGUUACUUCAGUAUUGGGUUAGGCUUAGUUCCUUCUAUUCACUACAUGUGUGAAAUUAAAGCACUAUCACAGUGCUAACUGGUUUAGAUCUUAGUACUAUAAGUUAACAUGUUAACUUCCCUGUUAACAUAAAGGGAAGCUAGCAAGAAGUAUGGAAAUGAAUUCCACACCAUUUUUGAAACUUCUGUCUAAGUGUAAAAUUAUUUUUUAAAACAUAAAAAAUAGUACUUUAAGAUCAAUCUAUUUUUCAUUUAUUGUGGAAAGCAGAAUUGGCUAAAAACACAAAUUAUUCUUACCUAUAAUAGCUAAAUAUAAAUGUAAUAUAUAUACUUUUUCAAAUUUUCUUACAUUGGUCAUAGCACCUAUUUCCUUUGCCCUAAUUUGCUGAAAUGUAUCCUUUUAGUCAGUUUAACCAAAUGUAAAAUUGUUAGUGUUUACUCUGUACUAGGCCCUACCAAAACUGUAUAUUAAAGUUUUAAUUAUAUAGUGA